UAGCUUGCAGUGAAGACAAUGUGAUUCGAUAAAAAGUACGACAAAAUAAAAAAUACCGACGACGACGAUCAAAACUAAAUUUUUAAUAAAAAUAUUUAUUAUAAUUAUUAGUUAAGUUUAUAAAAUUUAAACGCAUACAAAUAGUGCGCAUAAGAAUCUGCCAUUAAAAAACCAGACAGCAAAAAUAUAUAACAAGUGCACUCGCAGUCCCGAAACACUAAGUUUUGACGUUCUACAAAUGCUAUUCUCGUACAAUAAUUAAUUUCAAUCUUUUGAAAGGGAGAAAGUAUUGCAAUUUGGAUUUACGAAAAAACCAAAAAACCAAAAAGAAAAACUGAACAGAAAAAUGAAAUUAUAAAGAGCGAUGCAGAAAAGUGUCAGUUCAUUUAAUGUGUCAUCUUCUGAUGGUCAUAAUAUCUCUAGAUAUAAUCCCGAAUACAAUAGAAUACAAAAAUCACAAUCUAUGUAUAAUUGCGUUAUUGAAAAGGAGCGCGGCUUUAAGCCAAGCGAUCGACAUGAUCCAACUAAACGAGAAUUUCUCACAGAUUUGAGUAAACAAAUCUGGCAUAAGUCUGAGGAGUCCACAUCAACUGUUUCAAAAAAAGUUGAUUUGCAGAAAAUAUUCACACCAGCAUCGGAUUCUGAAGAAAUUUUGCCAAAAAAUCGAAAACUUUUUGCAUCGUCAGCGUUUUAUUCGCCAAACCUUCAUCCAACUGUCGAAGAUCAAGUUGCCCUUGCCCGAAGGAUAUCGCACUCUUUGAGUGACAUGAGCAAUCAACAAUCUAAGGGUCAAUCGAUGUAUGUAAAUCGAAAGAAGCGAUCUGUUAAAUGGGUUCACGAAGGUUCAGGAAAAGCUCAACCGGAAGUUCAAGAAUAUUACGAGGAAACCAAGGAAAACGAAUAUGAUUCAACCGGAAACGAGCAAGUUUCCUUGAAGUUGGUCAUGAAUCCACGCGGUAAAGUGCGUGACUUAAAUUCAAUACGUGAGCCAUUGAGUGAAACAGGUUUGUUGUCACCAGACAAAUGUGCUGAAUUGGUUACAGCACUUAAUGCUCCGAAAGGACGAGGUGCUGAACUUUUUGCUAAACGCCGCAGGAAGGCUGAAAAAUGGGUCGUUGAUGAAUACAAUCCCGGUAACAAGUCCCCAUCUGGUCAACUUGAACAACCACCCCAUAAGCCAACAUCACCAGCAAGUAUGGUACCAGCAUACUCUGAUGUUGGUAUUCAUCGGGUCCAAUUGAACAUGCAACAAGAUGAAAUUCAAGAUAAGUAUAGUCAGCCUAGUUUAAUUCUUGUAAAAUCACCUUGGGAAGCUGCAUUGGAAACAGGUUCGGCUAGUAGCGCAUUCGAAGAGGUAAAUAAACAUGGUGGACAUUAUGGGCAAUAUAAACAUCAACAAAUACCACAAAUCUCAGUUACACCAAUACCACCUCUAUACCAAGACCAACCUCCUCAAAUUGUUCGGCCAGCAUCAUCGACAUCGAAUAGUCAACGAGAUCUAGCUUAUAAGCCGAGCAUACCAAAAGGAUGGAAAGCCCCUGCUGUUAAUUUGCCAAAAGAACUUUAUGUUCCCAAGGAGAUACCUUUAAGGAGCUAUGCACCACCUCCCGAAGUAUCUAAUUAUCUACCAAGCAGAAGUGCCAUGCCCGUGCAACCAUCUCCAUCUGGCUUUCCAACAACUACAGUUGAAAAAACUUCAUAUUCUGGCUUUCCGUUGACUAAACCUUUAGCAUCACUUCCGAGAGAACCAAAUCCAAAGCAACAAUCGUGGGACCCCUCUGUAUAUCAAACACAGCCACCACCAUCUUCAAAUCAUCCAACUCCGGUGAAUUUCAACCCAUCACCAUUGUCAUUCGAAAAGUUGGCCAAGUUUGAACAACGUGACCCAUCACCAAAGCCAUUUACUUAUACUAAGUUUGGAAACGCAUCACCCAUUAAUUUUAUGAGUGGUCAGAUGAAAAGUCAAUACAAACCUUUUAAGUCAAUUUAUCCCCCACCUCUGGAUGGUAUGGGAAGAGAAAGCUCACCUUAUUCUCCGAUUUCUUAUGGAAAAAACGAGUCUUAUCAACCACCAGUUCCGGUAGGACCAAAAGCGGUUGGAAAUCUUCGUUAUUCAGAUUUUUAGAUGGCAAAAGUCAUAACGAAGCCAGGGUUUUACUUUCGCAUCAUGCACACUAUUACAAUAUGAAUUUUGUUGUUUAUAAUAAAAAAAAUAAUGUAAAUCGAUUUUUAUGCAUACGUAAAUAAAUCUUUAUGUUUCAGUCAAAAAAUU
Messenger RNA from Eupeodes corollae, 2272 nucleotides. Its product is annotated as cyclin-K-like. NCBI's taxonomy places the organism in Eukaryota, Metazoa, Arthropoda, Insecta, Diptera, Syrphidae. The transcript is spliced from 9 exons. Gene Ontology annotation, molecular function: actin binding. Gene Ontology annotation, biological process: positive regulation of actin filament bundle assembly. Gene Ontology annotation, cellular component: Z disc; actin cytoskeleton; nucleus. The record is from RefSeq and is a predicted model, not a curated record. The coding region runs from base 365 to 2125 and encodes 586 amino acids.